UAAUUGUUUACUGCGAGGAGAUAUCCAACUGCAGUUGAAGUAUUUGCUUUUCUUUCAUGUAAAACCUCUAAGAAAAUAUAUUUAUUAAUUAUUCCUCUUGAUUUUGAUGACACUAGCGUACUCUACUAAGUCAAAUACACACCUUGACGUUAUGUAUGUCAACUCAAGCUUAAAAAUUUCAUGCUGUACGCUUUGUGUGUGUUUUAUAAGAAUAUCUUGAAUUAACUUUUUAUACACCGCAGCGUCAUCAUCAGUUACACGAUGGUGGAAAAUGCUUCUUUUUUGAAGACAUACACUGACGCCUAGCGGAUGAAUCCUUCUUUGCCCUAUCUUGACAGGAGGGUCGUGAUGCGGUUUAGUGACGGCGGAGGGAUAUGCUGAGUGACAAAGGGGAAAAAAGAUGCGAUAUAAUUACUGGAAAGAUAGCAACCGCGCGGCUGAAGGGACCAUGUGGUAUUAAAUACAAGAAAAAUUAAGAUUUGCUGAAGCUGUAAAGUUAACGUUUUAUUUAUUCGGGUUGGGGGGGGGGAAGAGAGUACAAAGUCUCCACUUCGGCGGAAUAAAACUCGGGAGAAGCAUGGAGAGGAAAAGGUGGGAGUGCUCGGCUCUCCCCAAGGGCUGGAAAAGGGAAGAAGUGACCAGAAAGUCGGGUUUGUCUGCGGGGAAAAGCGAUGUCUAUUAUUUUAGCAGAAGCGAGGAAGAGGAGGAGGAACAGAGGCGAGGAAGGGGGGAGGCGGGUCGUGUGUAUAGCUUGUGCCCAGCUGGCAAGAAGUUCCGGAGCAAGCCACAGCUGGCCCGUUACCUGGGCAACUCCAUGGACCUGAGCUCCUUUGACUUCCGCACCGGAAAGAUGUUGAUGAGUAAACUGAACAAGAAUCGACAGAGAGUUCGCUAUGAUAACAACAACCAGACAAAGGGAAAGCCUGACCUGAACACGUCAUUGCCAGUGCGACAAACUGCAUCCAUCUUCAAACAGCCUGUCACCAAGGUCACCAAUCACCCCAGCAACAAGGUGAAGACAGACCCCCAGAAAGCAAUCGACCAGCCAAGACAGCUGUUCUGGGAGAAGAAGCUUAGCGGCUUGAAUGCUUUUGACAUCGCGGAGGAGUUGGUGAAAACUAUGGACCUUCCCAAGGGCCUUCAAGGAGUGGGCCCGGGGUGUACGGACAAGACCCUGCUUUCGGCCAUCGCCAGUGCCCUGCACACCAGUGCUGCUCCCAUUACGGGCCAGUUGUCGGCCGCCGUGGAGAAGAACCCGGGGGUGUGGCUCAACACAUCGCAGCCCCUCUGCAAAGCCUUCAUAGUGACGGAUGAAGAUAUCAGGAAGCAGGAGGAGCUGGUGUACAGCGUGAGGAAGAAGCUAGAGGAGGCGCUGAUGGCUGACAUGCUGGCCCACGUGGAGGAGGCGUCCAACGACGGGGAUACGCUCAAAGAGGAGGGGAGCGGAAACGACGACAUGGAAACGGUAUAGCAGAGGACUGGAGGGUGCAGUAGGGCUGCCUGGAACGCAGGAUUACCCCUAGUUCUUCACAGGACCCCGACCAAGACCCCUGUACCAAACCAACAAAACACUGCUGUCCCUUUCCCUGCCUCGUCUCCCUGACUCUGCCUCGUCUCCCUUUCCCUGCCUCAUCUCCCUGACUCUGCCUUGUCCUCAGCCUUUGACCCAGCACAGCAUGGAGACAUCUGGCCUCACUGCUAGGAAAGUCUCCAGUUACAAUCCUGAAUCAAAUUGAUUAGUUACAUAAUAUGAAUCUUUCAUUUUAAAUAAUAUUUUAAGGUGCAAAGUAAUGGGAGAAGUUUACAGUAGGUCUGCAAAAUCAGUGUUUUUUUUUUUCUUUUAGUUUGACUUUUUAUAUACAUUUGCUUUUAUGGACUAGGAUGGUAACUGUGUUAACUAGGAAUGGUAUUAUGACAAUCUUGUCAACUGUAUCCAACCCAUAUGCACAAACUUUCUUGUAAGAAAGACUUUUAAGAAGUGUGUGUUAAAAAAUUGACAUCCAAAUUUCUGACGACCGACUGGUUAUAUCUUGCCCCAUUUCUUUUUGGACUUUUCUUCCAACCAAUGAGAUGUUAAGAGAGUGCAGUGCGUUUUUUUUUUUUUUUUGGAUGGGGAGGGGGGUGUCCUAGUAUUCCAGCUUUCUCCAGAUGUAAAGGAAGGACUUGAAUGACUGAAAGAGGGGGGGGGAGGGGGGGUAACAAAGUGCCACUUUUUUUUUUUUUUUAAGCAUUUGUGUGAUUUGAUUACAAAAUAAACUUAAUAUUGGGCAUGAAGGUGAUAAUGACCGUUGUUUCGUAAUGGUUGCCAAAAUGUAUAUUCUUUUUUUUUUUUUUUUUUUUCAAAGAAACUUAAUCACAUUUUAGAUAUUAACUAUCCUGCGCAGUCAGUCUGAUCUACAGCUUGGUAGGAUCUCACCUUACGGUGCACACCGUCCAUAUUUAUUUCCAAUGUUCUCAUGCCCCCAAUUAUGACUUAAUGGAUUUUUGGCUUGUUUAAUAAAUUGGGCUCUUUAUGGCAGUACGGUAUAUCCCAGUCCCCAGUUGUCAUCGCAUUAUUCUGUAUUUGCUUACAGUCUGCUUUGUCCUUGGAGCAUGCAGACUCCUUUUAUUAGGUAUUAUACCUCUCAAUCAACACAUCCAUCCUGUUUUAACAUCCAGUCUGUUAUGUUAUAAAUUAUUGUGAACUUUGUCCCAUCACAAGUGCUGCUUCCUCUGUCCAUCACUUAAGCUCGAUGAAAGUAAUAGUAAAAAACAAACAUUUGUUAAUUCUCCCUCAGUUAAUCUGCACCUUGGCAAAACCUGAUGAAAGACAAUGGUUGGAACACUUUUAAAUAUUGAUUUUUUAACAGUUACACCUUUUUUUAAAAAAAAGUUUUCUUUUUCCAGUUGAUCCACCCAUUACCAUGUUGGUCUACAUUUGUAAAACUGCGUGACUGAUUAAAAUGUUUGUGUAUAUCCAA
Messenger RNA from Paramormyrops kingsleyae, 2960 nucleotides. RefSeq names its product methyl-CpG-binding domain protein 3. Gene Ontology annotation, biological process: DNA methylation-dependent constitutive heterochromatin formation; negative regulation of transcription by RNA polymerase II. Lineage: Eukaryota; Metazoa; Chordata; Actinopteri; Osteoglossiformes; Mormyridae. Gene Ontology annotation, molecular function: methyl-CpG binding. Gene Ontology annotation, cellular component: nucleus. The record is from RefSeq and is a predicted model, not a curated record.